CUCGGGUCUGUGCGGUGUUGGGAAGACAGCUAGCUCGUCUCUCGCCCUCUUCGUGAACUGCCACGAGGCUGUUUCGUCCGCGCGCCAUGGAUGCCACGGAGUUCCGCAAAUUUGGCAAGGCUGCUGUCGACUAUCUCGCUGAUUAUUUGGAAAAUCUUCGAGACAGGCCGGUGCUACCGUCCGUGGAGCCAGGAUAUCUGCAGGAUCUGAUCCCGAGGGAGGUCCCACAGGAACCGGAUAAGUGGCAGGACAUUCUUGUUGACAUGGAACGUGUCAUCAUGCCAGGAGUGACACACUGGCACUCGCCGCAGUUCCACGCGUUCUAUCCCACAGCAAACUCCUACCCAGGAAUUGUAGGAGAAAUGCUGAGUGCCGGGAUUGGGUGUUUGGGAUUUAGCUGGAUAACUAGCCCUGCUUGCACGGAGCUUGAAGUUGCCAUGAUGGACUGGCUGGGGAAACUGAUUCAACUCCCUCAGGAGUUCCUGAACUCUUCCGACGGCCCAGGGGGGGGAGUCAUCCAGGGUUCAGCGAGCGAAGCGACUUUAGUGGGCCUGCUGGCAGCCAAGGAGCGAACGGUUAGAAGAAUCAAAACCCUGCACCCCGAAUGGGACGAAGGAACCAUCAAGGGGAAACUUAUCGCCUACUCCUCAGAUCAGUCCAAUUCAUCGGUAGAGAAGGCAGGACUCUUGGGUUCUAUACCCAUGCGCCUCUUGCCAACGGACGACAAAUGCCGUUUGAGAGGAGCGACUCUGGAAGAAGGCAUAAGGAGCGACGUGAAAAAGGGCCUCAUCCCCUGUUACGUGGUGGCGACUCUAGGCACUACGGGGACGUGUGCCUUCGACUGCCUGGAGGAGCUGGGACCGAUUUGCAACAGGGAAGAGUUGUGGCUCCACGUUGAUGCCGCUUAUGCAGGAUCUGCGUUCAUAUGUCCUGAGUUCAGACAUCUCAUGGCUGGGGUCCAUUACGCGGAUUCUUACAAUUUCAACCCACAUAAAUGGAUGCUUGUAAAUUUCGACUGUUCUGCAAUGUGGGUGAAGGAUAGCCAGUACCUGGUGGAGGCCUUUAGCGUCGACCGAAUCUACCUCAAGCACCAGCAUCAAGGCAGAGCGCCGGACUACAGGCACUGGCAGAUCCCACUUGGUCGGCGGUUCCGGUCUCUUAAGCUGUGGAUGGUUUUGCGGCUGUACGGGAUCCAGGGGCUCCAGCAGCACAUCCGACGGCAAGUGAGCCUGGCACAAGAGUUCGAGACCCUCCUGCGAGGAGACAGCCGCUUUGAGAUUGUUACAGAGAUAAGCAUGGGUCUCGUGUGCUUUCGCCUCAAGGGUCCAGACUCACUCACGAAAACACUCCACGAUCGUCUAAUGGCACGUAAGAAGAUCUACAUCAUCGCUGCUACGUUCCGAGAUAAGCAUAUUCUUCGGUUCGUUGUGUGCAGCCGCAUGUCAGAACCACGGGACAUCGCGUUCGCGUGGGAGGAGAUCCGUGGACAGGCCGACCAAGUCCUACUCGGUAACAACACCGGCAGUGACACGCCCUUGUCAAUCCACAAGACAUACAGCCGCAGUAAGACUAGGAAGGAAUGUCCUAGCAACGAACUCAAAGUCAACGGAAUCACAAGUGGACAGGCAUAAUUCAAUGAAUAUAUCACUAUAAAUUGACUCGCAACACCGUCCAGUAUGAUUGAUUAAUGAAGAUUUUAUUUCAAUUUUUCAUUGUACUUAACAUGUCUCGGUCGGAUUGACCAACUUCAGAGGGACGCAAUCAACAUUUAGGAAACCACUAUUACAAUAUCAUUAAUACAUAUAAAAAAUAUAAUAAAGUUAAGGAACUAAGAAGAGCAAAACCUUAAUAAGGAGAGUGAUAAUCAGGAAGGGACUGCCUCUGUGGUCUAGGGGUCAGAGUUCGUGGCUAC
Messenger RNA from Cryptotermes secundus, 1912 nucleotides. RefSeq names its product aromatic-L-amino-acid decarboxylase. The record is from RefSeq and is a predicted model, not a curated record. The transcript is spliced from 12 exons. Bases 87 to 1631 code for a protein of 514 amino acids. NCBI's taxonomy places the organism in Eukaryota, Metazoa, Arthropoda, Insecta, Blattodea, Kalotermitidae. Gene Ontology annotation, biological process: catecholamine metabolic process; amino acid metabolic process. Gene Ontology annotation, molecular function: aromatic-L-amino-acid decarboxylase activity; pyridoxal phosphate binding.